UCUCAAUCUUUAAUCCACAAUCAAGUCAAUCAAACGAUGCAUGUGAUUGAAACCUCUUGUCUAGAACCAGAAUCCAUUAGGGUAACAUCAAACUGUAGCCACUUCUUCGUCCGUUACGGAAUCUGCUGUAACUGCAGAUCGACGGUAGACAAAGACCACGGCCGAGCAUUCGACUAUCUCGUCCACGGUUUACAGUUAAGCCACAAAGCCGUUUUAGUUACAAAGAGCCUUACUACACAGUUGGCUUGUCUCAACAAGAAGAAACUUCAUCUAGUCCUUGACUUGGACCACACGCUUCUCCAUUCCGUUAUGGUCUCACGGCUUUCCGAAGCAGAGGAGUAUCUGCUACGAGAAUCAUAUUUUAGGGGAGAUCUUUUGAUGCUUGACAGAGAAAUGUUGAUAAAGCUUCGACCUUAUCUCCAUGAGUUCCUGAGAGAAGCCAACGAGUUGUUCUGCAUGUAUGUCUACACGAUGGGAAACCGCGACUACGUUCAGGCUGUUUUGAUUGAUCCGAAGAAAGUAUAUUUUGGGGAGAGAGUCAUUACUAGAGACGAGAGUGGUUAUACCAAGACGCUUGAUCUUGUCUUGGCUGAUGAGUGUGGAGUUGUGAUUGUUGAUGACACUCGUCAAGUUUGGCCUGAGCAUGAGAGGAAUUUGCUUCAGAUCACCAAGUACAAAUACUUCAGAGACUGUUAUCAUAAGGCGUCUAAAUCUUACGCAGAGGAGAAGAGUGACGACAGUAAGAGCCACAUAUCAUUGAGGAAUGUUUUGAAAGUCCUCAAGAAUGUUCAUAAAGAGUUCUUCUGCGGCGGAAUUGAGAAAUUAGAUUCGAAAGACGUGAGGCUUUUGCUUCAAGAACAAUACAUAGCAAUUUGAAUCAAUAUUUUACCCUGAAACCUUAGAAGGCAACAUAAACACAUUUGACCUUUAAUAUAUGGAAGCAACAAGAAUGAAAAUGUUAAGUUUUACAAGUUCCAAUCAAAAGAGUUAGAUACUUAG
Messenger RNA from Capsella rubella, 999 nucleotides. RefSeq names its product RNA polymerase II C-terminal domain phosphatase-like 4. The record is from RefSeq and is a predicted model, not a curated record. Gene Ontology annotation, cellular component: nucleus. Lineage: Eukaryota; Viridiplantae; Streptophyta; Magnoliopsida; Brassicales; Brassicaceae. Gene Ontology annotation, molecular function: RNA polymerase II CTD heptapeptide repeat phosphatase activity.